Messenger RNA from Pistacia vera, 2592 nucleotides. RefSeq lists its product as uncharacterized. Lineage: Eukaryota; Viridiplantae; Streptophyta; Magnoliopsida; Sapindales; Anacardiaceae. The record is from RefSeq and is a predicted model, not a curated record. Gene Ontology annotation, molecular function: protein binding; zinc ion binding.
AAAAAUUAGAUUAAAAUUAAAAUAAAGCAUAUUUCUCUCUGUGUUUUUGUGCCUUUUGUUCUUGUUGGUUUAAGUUUUUGUGAUUUGGUGAAUGGUGAGAGCGCAAAGAUUGAAACUUGUGAAACGUCUCUCCUUCAAGUUUAUGAAAGGUCAUGGCGGAGAACAAAAUUAUAGCAAUUUGUCAGUUGGGUGGUGAGUUUGAGACUGAAAAGGAUGGCACAUUGUCAUAUAAGGGUGGCGAUGCUCAUGCCAUCGAUAUUGAUGACCAAAUGAGGUUUAAUGAGUUCAAGAUGGAAGUAGCAGAAGUGUUUAGCUGUAAUGUUAAUACAAUGUCUCUGAAGUACUUCCUCCCAGGUAACAGAAAAACUCUUAUUACAAUCUCCAAUGACAAGGACUUAAAGAGGAUGAUAAAGUUUCAUGGAGAUUCUGUCACUGCUGAUGUUUAUAUUAUCAUGGAAGAAAUUGUUGAGCCUGAUGUCUCAAACAUGCCUGCCAGUAGAUCAAGCAGAACAACUCUUUCGGAAGCAGUGCCUCCAGUUGAUGCACCCCUUGAUGUUGUGGAAGACAUGGUGGAUGAUACUAAUAAUUCUGUCAUCCCACUUGAUGCAUCACUUGAUGUUGUAGUUGAUACCCACCAUAUUGAUGUUAAUCUUGAUGAUACACAGAUCGAGCUCCCAGCCGAAAUCUCGCCCAUUCUUGCUCUUGUUAAUUCCAAUGAUGAGAAGCAUGCGAAAGCUGCCCAUCAGUGGCAGAAUACUAUCACAGGUGUUGGCCAAAGAUUCAGCAGUGUUCAUGAGUUUCGCGAACUGUUGCGUAAAUAUGCCAUUGCACAUCAGUUUGCUUUUAGGUAUAAAAAGAAUGAUAGUCAUCGUGUGACUGUCAAAUGCAAAGCUGAAGGUUGUCCUUGGAGAAUUCAUGCAUCAAGAUUAUCAACUACUCAACUAAUAUGUAUCAAGAAGAUGAAUCCAACACAUACAUGUGAAGGUGCCGCUGUGACAACAGGGCAUCAGGCAACUAGGAGUUGGGUGGCUAGUAUUAUUAAGGAGAAGUUGAAAAUUUUCCCCAACUACAAACCCAAGGAUAUUGUCAAUGAUAUCAAAGAGGAAUAUGGAAUCCAGCUUAAUUACUUUCAGGCCUGGCGUGGGAAAGAAAUAGCAAAGGAGCAGCUUCAGGGCUCGUACAAAGAGGCAUAUAAUCAAUUACCCUUUUUCUGUGAGAAGAUAAUGGAGACCAAUCCGGGUUUUGCCACCUUCACUACUAAGGAAGACUCAAGUUUCCAUCGUCUGUUUGUCUCAUUUCAUGCCUCGUUGUAUGGCUUUCAACAAGGUUGCCGACCUCUCCUUUUUCUUGAUAGCAUACCUUUAAAGUCAAAAUAUCAAGGUACAUUGUUGGCUGCGACAGCUGCAGAUGGGAAUGAUGGAGUUUUUCCUGUUGCUUUUGCUGUUGUAGAUGCAGAAACUGAUGAUAACUGGCAUUGGUUUUUAUUGCAAUUGAAAACUGCACUAUCAGCAAUACCUUGUCCUAUAACAUUUGUAGCAGACAAACAGAAGGGUUUAAGGGAGUCUAUUGCUGAGAUAUUUAAGGAUUCAUAUCAUGCUUAUUGCCUACAAUACUUAACUGAACAGCUUAUAAGAGACGUGAAGGGACAAUUUUCUCAUGAGGUAAAGCGUCUCUUGGUUGAAGAUCUUUAUGCUGCUGCUUAUGCGCCGAGACCAGAAGGAUUCCAGAGGAGCAUUGAAAGCAUCAAAGGUAUUUCUUUGGAAGCAUAUAAUUGGAUCAUACAGAGUGAGCCCCAGAACUGGGCAAAUGCAUUCUUUCAGGGUGCAAGAUAUAACCAUAUGACAUCAAACUUUGGAGAGCUGUUUUACAGCUGGGUGUCAGAUGCACAUGAAUUACCAAUAACACAGAUGGUUGAUGUGAUACGGGGUAAGAUUAUGGAGUUGAUUUAUACAAGACGAGCAGAUUCUAGUCUGUGGAUGACACGAAUAACACCAUGCAUGGAAGAAAAGCUGGAAAAGGAGAACCUAAAAGUCCGUAAUCUGCAAGUGCUACUGUCAGCUGGGAGCACUUGUGAAGUUCGUGGUGACACUAUUGAAGUGGUUGAUAUGGAUCAUUGGGAUUGUAGUUGCAAAGGGUGGCAACUGACUGGUUUGCCAUGCUGCCAUGCUAUUGCUGUCGUUACCUGUAUUGGACGGAGUGCAUAUGACUAUUGUUCCAGAUAUUUUACGACAGAAAUGUACAGACUAACAUAUUCAGAGACAGUACAUCCUGUUCCCGAUCUGGACAGGCCUGUACAGACAGAUCCUUCCCAGGUUGCAGUGACUGUAACUCCUCCUCCCACUCGUCGUCCACCAGGCCGACCAACAACAAAGAAAUCUGGAUCUGAUGUAAUGAAGCGGCAACUACAGUGUAGUAGAUGCAAGGGUCUCGGACACAACAAAUCCACUUGCAAAGAGUCCUUGUAAUGUUCAAGAUACUGUAUGUAGGUCAUCCAUUUUUACCUUGCAGUACAUUUUUUUAAUAGGAUGUGUAUAGAGAUUCAAUUACUUCUUGGCAAAUGCAUUUCUGAAAUAUCUAUGGUCAAUAGAUUAA